AUGUAUUCCACGUCCACGUCGCAGAAGUAUUCGUUGCCGCGGUUGCCCAAAAACCAGUCGAUCCAGUAUUCCGUGUACUCUGAGCCCGAGUCGCUUGUGUAUUCAGCAGAGGCCAUGAGGAAAGAGAUGAGAGAAAAAAACACUCGUUUUUUUUCUUUAAUCACCAUGUACUUUUUGAGCGGGACGUUUUCCGAGUCGACGGCCUAUUUCGUCGCCGUGAACGCCACCAGCCAGUACGUGGCGACUGCGGGCAACGACGCGUCCAUCAUGGUGCGGUCCAUGGCCAAAUUUGUCAACAUGGUGCCCGAGGGAGAUCAGGUCGAGACAAAGACCCCUUCGCAGGUGCAAACGGCACCCACCAUCGACAAGGCCAAGGUUGCCGAGGCGCAAGUCCCGGACAACGUGGUGACUCUGCGCACACGGAGCAAGAUCGCCGCGUUACGGUACGCCAAUCUGCGUCAGAACGCGCAUCUGCUCGUGGCAUUGUGCAAGAAUGGCGAGGUUUUCCUCGUGGAAAACCCGCACGAUAAGGACAAAUGCGCCACCACAUUGCUGUACCGCCAGAAAAAGGGCCAAUUGAUCGAUUUCUCGUGGUCCGCAGACGACCAAUUGCUUGCGUUCUCGUCCAUGAACAACGAGGUGGUCAUCUACGACGUUUUGUACAAGAAACAGCUCACCAGUCUCCACAUCCACAGCUCCGACGAUACCAUCGCAGUUAAGGGAAUCGCGUUCGACCAUUCCGCAGGAAAGUACCUGUUCACCCAGGGAGACGACAAAUUGGCCAACAUCGUCGAGUACACCUUGCAAGAAGACGUGGAGCAUGGAAGAGUCUUCAAGUACAAGAUUUCGCAGCAGCUGUCGAACCUGUCGAGCAAUCUCAAGGUCAAGGCCAACCUCAGCAAGGUCUCGUGGUCGCGGGAUGACAAGGUUCUUGCGUGUCCGAAUCUGGGCAAGGGAAAGUCUUCGUUGGUGGCUUUGUUGAACAACGCAGACGGAUCGAGUUGGAACAGCUGGUGCAAUCUGAUUGCUGCGGAUUUCAGGUGUAUCAUGACGGCGUUUUCGCCGUGCGUGUUUUCGAACCCGGCCAAUAAGGACGCCUCUGACGUGAGCCCAACUACAGGAAAAUACUACUACGUGCUGGCCACGGCCUCCACAGAGAGCACGCUGGCCAUUUGGAACACCGCGUCGAGCGCCCCGUUGAUCAUAGCCAGCGAGAUCAGCACCAACGCGAUCCAGGACAUUUGCUGGAGCAUGGACGGACGUCUGCUCUUUGUCACCACAGCAGCUGGCGAGCUGCUGAUUGGUGUUUUCGGUGAGCUCGAGCUAGGAAACUCGGUCACCGACUCCUUGUACAAAUUGCAACAGCUGGAAUCCUCUGUUGCCGCAAAACUUCCCGAGCAGGUGAAAAAAAGAGACGAGUGGGCCAAACGGGUCCAGUCUGCGUCGUCGACUGGUUCUGGCGCCGAGACGAAGAAGCCGGCUGUCAAGAAGGAAGCGAACGGGGCCUCUGUGUCCAAUGGCUCCACUGCUGCCAACGGGGCUGCUCCGCCUGGCGUUUCCACGGAACCAGUGGAUAUCAAGAAAAGACCCGUUUCCAGCACAGAUUUCGACGCACCGUCCACUUCUGUGCCUCGAGAGCUGUCCCAAAAGGCAAACAAGAUCAUCAAGAAGGACGAUUCUGCGCAAAACGGCAAGAAGAAGCGCGAACUCGAGCCGCAGGACUUUGUCGGUUCUGUGGUGCUGAAUCCCCAGCUCUCGUUCAGCAACGUGCGGAUCUCCAUCUCAAAAGUGCGGCUCAACUUCUUCCGCACGCUCACAGAAGACGAGUCCAUCUACUUGGACAUCAAAAACGGCUCAGGGUUCGAGUCUGUGCCGACUCGUAUAGCGUUGAUGAAAAAAGUGUCUGAGGAGACCAGGAAACAGCUGUUUGUGGACUUUAUUCCGUUGAGAGUGCACUUGGUGACCGGCACCGAGAAAUACUGGGCUGUUUCCACCACGACGGGACAGCUGAUUGUUUACGGCACGUCCGGACGCCGUGUUCUGCCUCCGCUGGUUCUAGGGUCGCCGCUCUCCUUUUUGGAGAUGAGCGGCCAGUACCUUCUUGCGGUGACCAGUGUCGGCGAGAUGUAUGGCUGGGACCUGGGCGAUCCCAAGGGACCCAAGGCAUUAUUUCGUCCAACAUCGCUGUAUCCGCUGUUGCAACCAAUUUACAGAGCAAACACGUACGAGACCGUGACGGAGGCCAACGGGCUGGUGUUUGUGAACGGCGACCUGCUCACGCGGUCGGAGAACCUGACCAUGUGCUCGAUCUCGACCAAAGGUGUUCCGAUUGUCACGCUGAGCAACGGAAACGGGUACCUGUACGACGGGAACAUGGGGGCCUGGUCUCUGGUGAGUGACUCUUGGUGGGCGUUUGGGUCGCAGUACUGGGACUUUACGCGGUCGCAGCUGGACGAUGGGACGAUUGUGGGAGCUCUGGAGAGCCGGACGAACGAGGAGCUGUUGCGGAGAGGAAAAGGCAAGCUUUUGAAUAAGAUUUCCAAGGUGAUGUUGAUGAAGGAAGGGUACGAGAACCUGGAGACGGUGAUUUCUUUGAACCAUCUGGAAAACAAGAUCUUGGUGUACCAUCAGCUGCAAGACUCUAAGAGUUUCAAGAGUUUCCUGACACUUUACGUGAAACGGCUUUGUGAGCUGAACCUGAAGAACCGGCUGCUGGAACUGUUCCAGGAACUGUAUUUCAACGAGGACGAGAAACUGUGCGGCCUGGACCGACGCGAGCUGCUCAAGUCGUUGAUCUACAGCUGUUCCAAGUACAGAGAGGUGCAACGGAUUCUGAUGGUUUACGGCGAGAAUCUCGGCAUUGUGGAGCAAGAUUUAUUAUAA
This is a messenger RNA of Ogataea philodendri, 2883 nucleotides long. RefSeq lists its product as uncharacterized. Gene Ontology annotation, cellular component: nucleus; HIR complex. NCBI's taxonomy places the organism in Eukaryota, Fungi, Ascomycota, Pichiomycetes, Pichiales, Pichiaceae. The coding region runs from base 1 to 2883 and encodes 960 amino acids. The record is from RefSeq and is a predicted model, not a curated record. The transcript has a single exon. Gene Ontology annotation, molecular function: nucleosome binding; protein binding. Gene Ontology annotation, biological process: DNA-templated transcription; chromatin remodeling; regulation of DNA-templated transcription.